Molecule: messenger RNA, 1620 nt
Organism: Rhizophagus irregularis DAOM 181602=DAOM 197198
Lineage: Eukaryota; Fungi; Glomeromycota; Glomeromycetes; Glomerales; Glomeraceae
Biological process (GO): protein phosphorylation
Molecular function (GO): protein serine/threonine kinase activity; ATP binding
Source: RefSeq, a predicted model, not a curated record
CAAAUAAAAAUUCAUUAAAAUGAAAGAAACUAAACUCAGUGAUGAUGUAUUUGAGCAAAUAAAAGAUUUUGUCCGUUGGAAAUUAACUGAAGAACAAAAAUCUUUACUUAAUAAACUUAUAUUAAAUGAGGAAUUAAAAAAUUGUUAUUUAAAAUAUGGUCUUUGUGAAGAAUGUAAACAGCCUGAGAGUUAUUAUGAUUGGUGUUAUUAUUGUAAAUCUAAAUGUUUUAAACAAAAUUUCAAGAAUUGGACUAGUGGAAAUCAUGUUGUUGAUAAAUUUAUCCAAGUACAAUUAAAAGCUAAAAAUAAGACUCAAGUUUUAGAAUGGAUUGAAUAUGAUAGAUUUGGAGAUAUUGAAUAUUUGGCCAAGGGAGGAUUUGGAACUACUUUUAAAACAAUUUGGAAAGAUGGUUAUAUUUCUGAUUGGAACUCUAAUAAUAAUCAAUGGGAUAGGUCAGGAGAAGAAAAUGUUGCUUUAAAAUGCUUGCAUAAUUCACAAGACAUUACGACCGAAUUUUUAAGAGAAGUUGAAUCAAAUAUUUUAGUAAGUAGCGUCGAUGGUUGUAUAGUUCGUUGUUUUGGUAUUACUAAAGAACCAAAAACAAAUAAUUUUAUGAUGGUAAUGGAAUUAAAAGAAGGUAACUUAAGACAAUAUUUAAAUGACAAUUUUACUUUAUUUAAUUGGGAACAAAAGUUGCUUAAUAUAGGUAGAAUUGCUAAUGGUCUUAAAGAAAUUCAUGAUAAAGGAUUAAUUCAUCGUGAUUUUCAUUGUGGUAAUAUAUUAAGAGAUCAUCAUAAUGAAGCUUUUAUUACUGAUUUGGGGUUAUGUCAACCAGCAAGUACAGAACCUUAUCAGAGUGAUAAUAAGAAAAUAUAUGGAGUGCUACCUUAUGUGGCUCCAGAAGUUUUAAGAAGAAAAGAAUAUACACAAGCGAGUGAUAUUUAUGGAUUUGGAAUUAUUGCAUAUGAAAUCUGUACAGGUUUACCUCCCUAUCAUGAUAUAGCUCAUGAUGAAUUUUUAGCAAUGAAAGUCUGUCAAGGGUUAAGACCAAAAGUCAAUUAUAAAAUUCCUCAAAUAAUUUUUGACAUAAUUAAUAAAUGUUGGAAUGCUGAACCAUCAAAACGGCCUGAAAUAAAAGAAUUAUAUAAAUUAUUAUGGGAUAUAAAUUUAGUAGAUGUUAUUAAAGAAGAUUCUAUAAUUUAUAAGCAAAUCAAAGAAGCAGAAGAAAUAAACAAGAAGUUACCUUCAACAGUACAAUCAUCUUCAUUAUCCACUAGUAAUUUCUCAUAUACAACACAUCCUAAAGCAGUUUAUACAAGCAGGCUUUUAGAUUUUAAAAACCUUCCAGAACCAAAAAAUGCUAAUAUUGAUUAUAGUAGUAAUUCUUUUGAAACGGAAUAUUCAGAAUCUAUAAGGAUGGAUUUUACCAAACUCGAUAUUAAUUCUAAAGAUAAAAGAAUUGAUUAAAUAAGUGUAAAUAUUCUGAAUAUUAUGCUCGUUAUUAUAAUCCAAUCUAUGAGUAUAGAAUUAAAACUCUUUUGAUGAUAAAGUUGCAUUUAAUUCCUUGAUUACAAAUGUAAUUUUAAUUAAUAAAGUAUAAUUAUUAUUAUGUGCAAAUU